Chenopodium quinoa (quinoa) is the source of this 1429-nucleotide messenger RNA. RefSeq names its product 60S acidic ribosomal protein P0-like. Bases 259 to 1221 code for a protein of 320 amino acids. The record is from RefSeq and is a predicted model, not a curated record. Gene Ontology annotation, molecular function: structural constituent of ribosome; large ribosomal subunit rRNA binding. Lineage: Eukaryota; Viridiplantae; Streptophyta; Magnoliopsida; Caryophyllales; Amaranthaceae. Gene Ontology annotation, biological process: ribosome biogenesis; ribosomal large subunit assembly; cytoplasmic translation. The transcript has 5 exons. Gene Ontology annotation, cellular component: cytosolic large ribosomal subunit.
UCUUCUUCCUAGCUGCAAAACCAUUUCUAGGGUUUAUUACCAGUAGAAUUUUCUCUUAGUUAAUCUGCAAAAUCCCACCGGAGGUUAAAGAGACGGCGUCGUUCCGCUGUCCGCCUUGACAAGCAUCACUUUCAGCUUCGUCUUGGCCCUCGAUUUUGCCCCUUUUUCUUUUCUCUUCUCAAAAAAUCCCCAAAAAAAUCGAGACAGAAAUCCUAAUUUUCCAGAUUUUGUCGGAAACUUCAACUUAAUUCAACAAAAAUGGCUGUGAAACCAACCAAGGCUGAGAAGAAGAUCGCUUACGAUCAGAAGCUAUGCCAACUCUUGGACGAGUACAGCCAAGUGUUGAUUGCAUCAGCUGAUAAUGUGGGUUCGAACCAGCUUCAAGGAAUUAGACGUGGUUUGAGAGGUGAUUCAGUUGUUUUGAUGGGAAAGAAUACUAUGAUGAAGAGGUCUAUUAGACUUCAUGCUGAAAACACUGGUAACGAGAACCUGAAAAAGCUCGAACAGUUGCUGGUGGGAAAUGUUGGUUUGAUCUUUACCAAGGGUGACUUGAAGGAAGUUAGGGAGGAGAUUUCCAAGUACAAGGUUGGAGCUCCUGCUCGUGUUGGUUUGGUUGCACCAAUUGAUGUCGUUGUCCCACCAGGCAACACUGGUCUUGAUCCAUCCCAGACAUCUUUCUUCCAGGUUCUCAACAUCCCCACCAAGAUUAACAAGGGUACUGUAGAAAUCAUCACUGCUGUUGAGCUCAUCAAGAAGGGUGACAAGGUGGGUUCAUCUGAGGCUGCUCUACUAGCAAAGCUUGGAAUUAGGCCGUUCUCAUACGGUCUUAACAUUGAGUCAGUUUAUGAUGAUGGGUCUGUCUUCAGCCCUGAAGUUCUUGACCUUACUGAGGAUGACCUUCUUGCAAAGUUUGCAACUGGUGUCUCAAUGGUCACUUCUCUUUCUCUUGCCAUCUCAUACCCAACUCUAGCUGCUGCCCCCCACAUGUUUAUCAAUGGGUACAAGAAUGUUCUGGCUAUUGCUGUAGCAACUGAUUAUGACUUCCCUCAGGCUGAGAAAGUCAAGGAGUAUCUCAAGGAUCCUAGCAAGUUUGCUGCUCUUGCUGCUCCCGCUGCUGGGGCUGCUCCAGCUGCAGGUGCUGCUGCUGCUGUUGAGGAGAAGAAGGAAGAGCCUGAAGAGGAAUCAGAUGAUGACAUUGGUUUCAGUCUCUUUGAUGACUAAGUUUGCUUGUUUCUAUGUUUCAAAUCUUAUAUUAGGUGUUAUGUUUCAAAAAAAUUGUUAUGUUUGAUUUUGUCAGCAACAAUUGUGUUUCACAGUAUGAUGGAUCUUUUUAAUUUAGUUUAAUUUUGUUCUAUCUGGCCUUUCUCAUUUUUGUCAUGCUUGUGCUUAGGCGUUUCAUGUAGUCAAAUAUAGAUCCUUUCUGCGGAAA